Carica papaya (papaya) is the source of this 1747-nucleotide messenger RNA. RefSeq names its product ZIP metal ion transporter family (gene ZIP9). Gene Ontology annotation, molecular function: zinc ion transmembrane transporter activity. Gene Ontology annotation, cellular component: plasma membrane. Lineage: Eukaryota; Viridiplantae; Streptophyta; Magnoliopsida; Brassicales; Caricaceae. The record is from RefSeq and is a predicted model, not a curated record. Gene Ontology annotation, biological process: zinc ion transmembrane transport.
CCACCAUUUCGUCAGACUAUGUCGACACUCUACGUUUCUCCGCUUUCUCACUUUUCCCCUUCUCUGUUCUCGGCUAUUCCCACACGACAUUCUGUCAUCAUCUUUCUCCGACAUUUUUCGCCAUUCCCUUUGUUUAGUUCAUUUUCCUUCGUGCUUUUUGCACUUUCCGGAUUUAAAAUUCCUCCUAGGUUGUAUAAACCCUAGUAUCAUCAUCACGCUUCCUCUUCUUUAUUCUUCCAUGUUCUUCUUCGAGGAUUUUCUGCAGUUGCUUUAUCUGGAUCGUUUCGGAUCAAAAUCUCGAGCGUUCUCAGAGUCCUUCUUGCAGACAAUAUCCGAUUCCAUGCUCUCCGCGAACUGCAACCCGACUGAUUCGGACCUAUGCCGAGAUGACUCCACGGCGAGGAUCCUGAAAUUCGUGGCUAUGGCGGCCAUUCUCCUCGCCGGCGUGACCGGCGUCUCCAUCCCUCUCCUCGGCAGGCACCGCCGACUUCUCCGAACGGACGGCAGCCUCUUCGUAGCGGCGAAGGCUUUCGCCGCGGGUGUCAUCCUGGCGACCGGAUUCGUCCACAUGCUUUCGGGCGGGUCGGAUGCACUAUCAGACCCAUGUCUGCCCGAAUUCCCAUGGUCCAAGUUUCCUUUCUCCGGGUUCUUCGCAAUGAUUGCAGCGUUAAUGACGCUGUUGGCUGAUUUUGUGGGGACCCAGUAUUACGAAAGGAAGCAGGGGUUGACUCGGGUAAGGGAAGAGCAUGGAGGUUCAGCUGCGAAUUCGGAGUCGGAGUCGGGCAUCGUAGCGGUGGAUAUGGAAGAUAAUAAAGAUCGGAAGGGAAAGGUGUUUGGUGAGGAAGAAGGUGGUGGGAUGCACAUCGUGGGAAUGCAUGCACACGCAGCUCACCACAGACAUAACCACCCUCAUGGGCAGGACGCUUGUGACGGGCAAGCCAAGGUCCACGGAGUCGGACACGUUCACCUGCACGGCCAUGGACAUGGCCACGACCAUGGAUUUGGAGAUAGGGACGAGGAUAGUAGCAUUAGGCACGUCGUUGUUUCUCAGAUUUUGGAGCUUGGAAUUGUUUCGCACUCUAUUAUAAUCGGACUAUCUUUAGGCGUUUCACAAAGUCCAUGCACCAUAAGACCUUUAAUUGCAGCAUUAUCCUUCCAUCAGUUUUUUGAAGGAUUUGCCCUUGGAGGCUGUAUUUCUCAAGCCCAGUUCAACACUCAAUCUGCGUCACUGAUGGCAUGUUUUUUUGCUGUCACUACCCCAUUGGGUAUUGGGAUUGGAACUGCCAUCUCAUCUUCCUACAAUCCUCAUAGUGCCGGUGCACUGGUGGUUGAGGGCAUCUUGGACUCUCUUUCUGCUGGGAUUUUGGUUUAUAUGGCUUUGGUGGAUCUCAUUGCUGCGGAUUUUCUUAGUAAGAGAAUGAGCUGCAACUUCAGACUCCAGGUAGUAUCUUACUUGAUGCUGUUCCUUGGAGCUGGCCUUAUGUCUGGCCUUGCAAUCUGGGCUUGAUUUACUUGGUUUUCUGGCUACCUUUGAUUUUUUGGUUGCUAAACCUGUAUCAUUCAUACAUCAAAAGUUUCAUCAAGUGUUACAAUUGAUUGUUCAAGUGAAAAUUGGGUUCGCAAAAGAAGGUGGAGAAGCAUUAAAAUUGGUUGUAUCAUGUUGAUUGUGAAUUACAAUUCCAUUAGUUUGCAAGUUCACUCUCUUACUCUUCCGUCUCUUCAAUAUUAUCUUGUUCUAUCUGUGUGA